Messenger RNA from Scomber scombrus (Atlantic mackerel), 1218 nucleotides. RefSeq names its product FRA10A associated CGG repeat 1 (gene fra10ac1). Gene Ontology annotation, molecular function: phosphatase activity. NCBI's taxonomy places the organism in Eukaryota, Metazoa, Chordata, Actinopteri, Scombriformes, Scombridae. The record is from RefSeq and is a predicted model, not a curated record. Bases 74 to 1075 code for a protein of 333 amino acids. The transcript is spliced from 14 exons. Gene Ontology annotation, biological process: dephosphorylation.
CACCAGGCGACGCUAUUUUGUAAACACUCACAGCUAGUGUUUUUUUCUUUUCUUUUCCUGCGUUUGUAAUGUGAUGGAUAAUCUUGUGAAGGUGCACGGAAGUGGCGGUGGCUAUGAUUCCGAUUUCAGUGAUGAUGACGGACAAGGAGAGUCCUCAGAGAGAGGACUUAAAAGGAAACAUGAGGAAAUCUUACAAAAGCCAUUCAAGAAAGGACGGUACUCCCAGGCGGCUCACAGGAGUUUCCACUCCAGUGAACUGGACAGAGAGGAAGCAAGGAACAGAAGAGCCCACCUGAUAUCACUAAAUGCCUUUGAACGACAUAAGAAGUUUGUCGGUGACUACAUACUUUAUUAUGGAGGACAGAUGGCCGACUUCAAACGCUCUGUAUCCAAAGACAAAACAGAUCUGGAUGUGGUGCGCGAGAAUCAUCGCUUUCUCUGGAGGGAUGAGGAUGAAGAUGACAUGACAUGGGAGAAAGAAUUGGCCAAGAAGUAUUACGACAAACUGUUUAAAGAGUACUGCAUAGCUGACCUCAGCAGGUACAAGGAAAACAAGUUUGGAUUUCGUUGGCGGAUUGAAAAUGAAGUUGUCUCCGGCAAAGGUCAGUUCCAGUGUGGAAAUAAACGCUGUGAGAAGCAGGAAGGCCUAAAAAGCUGGGAAGUUAAUUUCGCCUAUGUGGAACAGGGCGAGAAGAGGAAUGCCUUGGUCAAACUCAGAAUAUGCCCUGAAUGUUCGUUCAAACUCAACUACCACCACAAGAGGAAGGAGGUGAAGGCAAAGACAAGGACUAAAGGGGUUUCAGAGGAGGAGGAGGGGAAGAAGAAGAACAAAAAGAAGAGGAGGAAAUCAUCCUCACAUUCCAAGAAGCACAAAGACAAACAUAAGAAGCACAGGGGUCAACCCACCUCUUCCAGCAACUCGGAGGAGUCGCAGGACUCAGACAAAGACUCCGAAGCUGGGGAUGAGCCAGAGGGCCAAUCAGAUGCUGACCACUGGCGAGGGCCCGCCCCUGCGGUGGAGGAAAAGUCAAGGGAGGAGGAGUUUGAUGAGUACUUUGAAGACAUGUUUCUUUGACUGCGGGAAUCAGAGGCAACCCCGCUGUGAUUACACAAUCCUCUGGGCUCUGUUGACAUUAAACAAGUUUCUUCUUGAGUCUUGUGUGCAUGAAGAUGUAUCUGACUGUAUGUUCCAAGAGUGCUGCAGAAAUAAACACAAUG